AUGAUGCGGCAGGAAAAGGAUAAACAGUUAUGUUUGACUGCCGAUGAACUUCUUGCAAGUGAUGUCGUUGAUUGUAUUUCCUCCAUGAUGCGUUCCGCAACAAAACCGCAAGUGCGUGAAGCCCUACAAGGUGUUGAACACGAAAAAAAUGGUACAGCAUUGCACUUGGUGGUUUGUGAGUACACACCAACACAAAACCUGAAUAAUGAAGAAGCGGCGACUACGACGUGUGUUGUAGCGGCCGAAGAUCUUACAACUGUUUUCUUUCGUCUGAUGGCUACCGUGUCGCGUGGCGUUACCUCACCAAAAUAUAUGGGGACUGGGCCGAUGACUGAAGGUUCUAAAAAUGUGGAUGGUGGUUCGAGUAUGGAAACAGAAGGAGCGGCCGCACUCCCUAGGGUAACUCGCUGUGUAUUUAUUACCUCUGCCAGUGGUGGUAACAGCGCGGAAGAUAUACGGAACGCACCGUCUUCACCGCGCCCCGCCCCACUGACUCUGUCUCAGUUAAACGUCCAUGCGAUGGAAAUGGAUCAACCACUUGGUGAUCUGCAGUCACUGCUUCAGCGUGUGUAUGAACCCGUGCUACGCCAGAGGCGUGAAGAUGCGUUGCGUUACAACCUACAGGAAUUUGUGAAUUCUAUGCAGUGUCGUUACCAUUUCCUCACGCGGGUGAAUCUUAUGCAGUUUGUACAUCCCAAGUUGUUGACUGUAUGUAGCGUCAAUCCUACAGCAGACCUUCAUGAACUCGUCGGACUGCUCCACGAAGAAGGUGACGAUGUCGAUCUGGAUGACGUGUUUGCUAUUUGGAGCCCGUGUCGUAAUUUGUUGAAUGUAGCGUUCGAAGCCGAUACCGCUGACGAUGGAAAUGCCGCAAGGCCCCAAGUCAUAAAUCUUAGUGAGGUUGUGGGUGGGGCUCCCCAUCAUGGAAGUUGUAUCGGUGACAACACCAGCCGAAAUCAUGGCAACAAUAAUAAUGGGGGUGUUCUCGAGGAGGUUUCGUACUGGCAGGAAGUUCGUCAGUGGAUUAACCAUAUUCGGCGCCAGUUACGCAGUCGCGAGUGGCGCCUCGCGCAUUAUUUGCUCCGCCACCGUGUGCCGACGAGCUAUGAAAGAGAGUACGAACUCCAUAGCAAGCUUGCACAUUCGUAUGAACAACACGCAAAGGGAGUGCUGCAGUUGCUUCCACAUAUAAAUGAUGUUAACGAUAUCACAACUUUCUUAGUAAACGCCUUGCGAAUCAUCGAGGCGGCUGCACGACCCGGCGCCUAUCCGCGAAAGCGCUGCACACACUUCGUGAAUUGUGUUGUUCACAACAUCAUGGAACAAUUUGUAGCGCUAGCUGAUGGUUUGGACGUGUUACACAUUCAGCCAGCAGAGAAGCAGUUGCAGAAGAUUGGCGAAAUGAUGAAGGCCAUUGUGGAGUUGCAGCGUUGCCUUGUGGACGGUGUGUUGUCCGCACGCAUCGAUCAACGGGAUGUAGAGGGGACGACCGUCACUGAAACAAGAAACAGUAGUGUGGCAGGUCAGUGGUGCACGGAGGUGAAGAAUCUUUCGGGCUUCGGGCGGUGUUCGUUGCUCCUCGAACGAAUGAAGCAAUUGAAGGAUUUUUUGAAUGAGCACUUUCACUACUAUCGGACGCUGGCGCAAACCUUCGCAGAGGGAGGUGGGAGUGGAAGCACCACCACUUCUUUCUGUAGGCAUCUGGCGGAAGCCUACAGCCGCUUUACAGCGGACGUUGUUGAGCGCGGUUGUUUGUGGGAUGUUUCCCCUACUGGUGCGGGAAAAUACCAGCGGAUUCGUGAUUCAUACAGUAGCCGGGUUUCCCGUAUUGACGACCGACUUGCAUUGCAUGUAGGAAUAUCGCUUUCAAACGAGCAAGAAAGAGACACUUACAACGUCACCACUUCCACUGUGAAGGCAAACACGAGUACGGAGGCGAAAACCUCAGACCCAAGAAGACCAGCAAGGGGACGAGUCGACGCGCCCACAGCAGGGGGCUCCCCGCUGUAUCGCGCCUACUCAUGCUUCUGCGUUUUCAGGCGUGAGAAGGUAUUGGCUGUCUUGGCGAGUUUUCGCACAGCUCUUCGUGAGCAGAUUGACCGAGAGAUUAACGACAUUUGCGAGGAGUACUUUGGCAAAGAGAGUUGUCCCCACAUCGUCCGUGCAACCGUAGCUCGACUUGGCGUAACGGAGGACGUUGGGCGUAUGUUGUGGGAAAGAUCUCUUCAACGACAGUUGGAAACUCACAUGGAGCGCCGUGAGGAGAUUUCGGAGCAUGGCUGGCGUCAGCUACUGCUUCUCCGCACUCUUGAGCAUCGCUGGUGCCUUAACGAGUCAUUAGCACGUUUUUUUGGGGCCCGAUUGCAAGACCUUGUUGUAGAAGGUUUUGCUGCAGGGUCAGAGGUGCACGGUACGGCAUAUGCACUUGCUUUCCUUAGUUUGGUGCACUCAAAGAAUGAACUAAGGUGGUCGCGUGAUCCUCAUAUUCAGAGCGCGCGGCAAUAUCUGGAUGAAAAUAGCCCACAAUCUUUGGAGAAGGCCAGACUGCGCUUGGUUCUCCUUCGCAAGGGUUCUUCGUGGGGUAGCAAACAAUCGGAGCCGUGGGACGUGCUUAACUUCCGCGAUAGUAUCGCGCAAAAGUUGAACGAACAUGUCGAACGGUGGUGUAAUAUCGUGCAGAGUAAGUUUUUGCAUGUGGACAUGGUGGAGGAAACAAUGGCAAUGAAGGGACCUUUCUUAAGGUUAUCAUAUGUAGAAAGAGGCGUUGGUACGGCCGGUGGUAACAGUGAUAAAAAUAAUAAUUUCCAUAGAAAUAACGAAGGUAAUAUUGAUGGUGUUUCCCGGGGAGAACAAGUGCUUGUGCCGAAUAUCCCACAGGAAAUGUAUGCCUUUCUGCGUGACUUUUAUACAUUGGAAAGCGUACAGUUGCAGGAGAAGCACAAACAACUGUUCGGCAAUAUCCGCUGCUUCUUUCUGAAAAAUGAAGCGCGUUUCCGCAUAGCCAACUCCUUCAGGGAUCUAACUCGCGUUUUUGAAGAGGCAGUUGGAGAUGAGGAGGAACUCAUGGCACAUCUCAUAACAGACGAGUACGCGCAGGUGUAUGGGUGUCUUGUUGACGGUGCCAAACUCACGUGGUUGGAAGAAGAUAAAUUGCUGGAGUUUAUACAGCGUCUCUCGUGCCGCGUUUAUAAUUUUUGCUCGGCCGCGUCGAGUGUGCGAACGGCAGUGGAUGAUGUAGAGCGCAUACUGCAGCAAUUGCAUAGCCAAACAUUCGCUGCGCAAAGCAUCGUGGAGAAGGUAGAAAAGUUGUGCGGAAUCGUGAAGCAGUUAGGUUCCGAAGGCAGCAGCAGAGAAUGGUACGUGCAACGCAUUCAACCACGCCUGGAUGCUGCACUGUUGCUGCAACUGCAGGCCCAUCUACACCGAUGGACUGUGGAAUUUCUGUCAAUGGGGCGUGACCCACGCUUCCUUGACCCCGCUUCCUGUACCGAAGAGUAUAAGUUGCGGCCGUUGCGUAUUCGCAUGCGCGUACUAUUUAAGGGAAUUACGCUCGCCACACCAGAAGCCGCUUGCCGGUAUCAUUGGUUGAAUAUCCUCAACAAUUCCUUCGCGUGGCUUCAUGCGAUUCCAGCUCUUCACAGCAGCUUCCGCAGAUCCAACCACCAGCACCCCACCGCAACGCCUUUAUUUGGUGGCGGCUCCGUCGUGGAGGUGACAGCGGAAACAGUUUAUGGGAGGUUGGUGGAUUGUCUGAGUUCUGAGGUGCUCGCAGAGCCCAUGACCGCUAUUGACAAAAGCAUCCAAGAGGCCUUUGAUGUGGAAAAACAGUGGAGGCGGGGUCAACAACUGUUGAACCUGGAGGUUGGAGUUCUUCAGCAAAAGCUCGGUGACGAUUUAGUGAAGUGGGAAGAAGCGCUGCGCCAUAUUCGUGAGUUUGCAGAUACAUUGAUGAACCAUACACAACCCAGUACACUUCUUGGUGGCAUUCUCAUCGUCGCCAGUGACGCACAGAAAGAGCUCGGCCGAAAAUUAGACAACAUGACGCAAUAUAUUAAUUCGCGCUACCGAGAGGUGGUGAGUAAGCAUCUAGAGUUGUGCCAUCGUCGUAUCACCGAAGAACGAACGGAUGUUGAGAAAUGUGACGUUAUCAACAGUAUCGAUGACGCCUGCAUGUUUAUCUGUGAGCUUCCCACAAUUUACACCAAAUUAGAGGAAACAGGCAGGAGAAUCGCUCCACUUGUUGCCGCCGAGGAGUAUUUGAAGAACCAGGGCCUCUCACUACCUGACUCCGGUGUUUGUGUGAAAAAAGUGAAAGAGGAGCAUCAAGCCUACAAGGAUCUUAUAGCACGGAAAGUGAAGGCGGUUGAACUGCGUCGACCAUUCCUACGUGAAAACGCCAAACAAAAGGGGAAGGGUCUUCAGGACGAUGUGGCCGAAUUGGAAAAAUCACUGGCAGAACUUGACAAGCAAAUUCAACUGAGAGAGCGGCAAGAUAAACAGCAUCUGGAAGAGCUAGCGGAUUCUAUGCAAGAACGCUUCUACGACAUACAAAAGCAAAUUUUGGUGCUAGAAAAACAACAUGAUAGGUUGACACUGCUGUGCAAAGUGUUGGGGAUACAACCCGUAGAUGAAGUAAGGUUGCAGAGUGUUGCUUCGCGCACGGAAAAUCUCAGGUGGGUAUUCGGCCACUUACUAGAGGUGUGCAGAAAACUAAAUAGGCUGAGUCAGACUCCCUUUUCUGAGGUGGAUCCGCAGCGGUUACAUGAGGAUAUCAUAUCGCUGCAGGCUGAGGUGCAGGAAUUUCCUCCCGGCGUUCGUGGCCACCCAGCUCAUAACGAACUUGUCCAGCUUAUUGAAGAGCGCCUGGCGGCUCGCUGGAUUAUCCACGAGUUAAGCUCAAGGGCGAUGAUGCCCGUUGUGCGGGCGGAGCGUCACUGGUCUCUACUUCGAUCGAAGCUUGGUACGCAGUGGAAGUUGGAAGAACUCACUGUUGGGGAUAUUUGGCGUAGUGAUCCGAUGACGCGAGCAAAGAUUUACUACGAAGUGUUGGACGUGGCACGAGGUGAGCAUCGCUUAGAGACGAAACUGGAACAAAUAACAGCGUUCUGGAACAAUUUUGAGUUUAAUACAACAAUAUACAAAAAGAAACACGUACUGAUUCGUGGGUGGGACGCGGUGUUCGCUCAACUCUCCGAUGACAUCGACACUUUACAGGGCUUUCAUCUUAGUCCCUUUUAUAGCGCAUCUCACAUCGCCGCCAGUGUGACUGAAUGGGAGAGUCGCCUUAAUUUGCUUCUGAAAGUACUGGAGGUGCUUAUGGGCGUGCAGCGAAGGUGGGUACAUCUUGAUGGGUUAUUUAGCAGUAACGAAGAUAUCUAUCAGCAGCUAUCUAGUGAGGGAAUGCAAUUUGAUAGAGUAACUUGGGAGUUAUGGAAUCUGAUGCCGUAUAGAUCCUCACCCUUUGGUUCGACCGAGACGGCAGCUGAUUUGGAGAAUGUUGUGGUGAGGACGCAGGACUUUCUCGAGGAGAAGCGCCUUCUUUCAUCGUUGGAACGGGUAGAUGGGCAGUUAACGCGAGUACAACGGGCCCUAAACAGAUAUUUAGAUAGGCAGCGCCGCUUGUUUCCACGCUUCUUCUACGUCGGCGAUGACGAUCUGCUGGAAACGCUUGGCAACAGCAACAACGCCACGUUGAUUGCAAAGCAUCUCCCGAAGAUGUUCACCGCCCUCGCACGGCUUAUUGUAAAGGAUAUGGGUGCCAACGGUCAAGGUUCCGCCGGCUCAGCUGCUGCUGAUUUGCAUAUCGUUGGAUUUGCUUGUGAGGAGGGGGAAGAAGUUGCAACGAAUCGAUCCAUACGGUUGGAGGGCCGAGCACUCCACUUGACACUCAAUGAGGUGGAAAUUGUCAUGACUCAAACGUUGAGGCAGCUGACGGUAUCUGCUGCAGCUUCGUUAGCUGAUGCGGGAUGUGUAACAACCGAGUGGAUUGAGGCCUUCCCGCUACAAGUUGUGUGUUUGGCAUUUCAGGUUUGGUGGGCGCAGCUGCAAGAACAAGCCUUAGCCACAUGGAAGGCGCAGCAGAAGCGGGAACCUUCCCUUGCAGUGUCGCGGAUGGUUUCACUGCUGGACCAACUCGCACUGGAAGUGACCGCCGUGGGUGUUACGCCCUCGGUACGCCGUGCUAGCGAAGAACUUAUCACACUUGCUGUGUACCAGCGAGAUGUGUCCCGAUUGAUCGAGUUGAAGAACGUUACAGCCGCGGAAGAUUUUGAGUGGAUGCGCAUCCUUCGCUUGUACGUCGUUGCCCCCGACACCUAUUCGAAGAAAGGCGAUGCAGCAACUGAUGUCGGUCGUCCCAGAAAAAGCGGCGUGGUCUUGGCCAAUGAGGUCGAUUAUCCAGAGGUUCACUGCCGUAUGGCGGACGCCUCGUUGAUACACGGUUUUGAGUACAUCGGAUGGUAUCGGAGGUUGGUGCAGACUCCUCUGACAGAUCGGUGCUACCUGGCCAUGACGCAGGCGCUUCACACACGCCUUGGUGGCUCUCCCGUUGGGCCAGCUGGAACGGGAAAGACGGAGACAGUUAAGUCAUUGGGUGCUCAGCUUGGCCGUCAUGUGGUUGUAUUCAACUGCACGGACACGUUCGACUUCAGCGCCAUUGGCAGAAUCCUCAUGGGACUCUGCCAAGUCGGUGCAUGGGGUUGCUUCGAUGAGUUCAACCGUCUUGAAGAAUGUGUGCUUUCCGCAGUAGCACAGCAGAUACGGUCGAUACAAGAAGCCCUCCGAGGUGAUCUGCACAGUGUCAAUCUAUCGCGGCAGCAGGUACCGCUGAAAACGAAUGUAGCACUGUUCAUAACCAUGAACCCGGACUUUGCAGACCGCUCUCAGCUACCGGGAAAUCUCAAGCAACUAUUCCGAACUGUAACGAUGGUGGCGCCAGACCGUGAAGCAAUCGCUGAAGUAAUGUUGUUUGCUCAGGGAUUUCGAACAGCGGAGUCGUUGUCGCGGAAGGUUGUUCCGUUAUUUGACCUUUGCAGGGAGCAACUUUCACGGCAGUCACACUAUGACUUUGGUCUUCGAGCGUUGAAGUCGGUCCUGGUAAUUGCAGGCGAAGCGAAACACGCAGACUGUAAGAGGAACGCCGUGCACGUCCCGGAGACUGCCUCCUCCGCAACUGCGGUUGAAGACGACAGUAAUGUGAACAGCAGGGAAUGUGAAUUAAUGUUAGGUAGUCUCAUCAAUAACAUCGUCCCUCGCCUCAUAAGUGAGGACGUAAUCUUAUUUUACCCGUUGCUCCGCGAUUUCUUCCCCGGUCGACCUGUUCCUGAUGUAUUUGAAAGUUUGUUGCGUUCAACCAUUGAAGAGGUGUGCCAAGAUACCCACUACACACCCACCCCAGCCUGGGUGGAAAAAAUUUACCAGCUGUACCGCACGAGGAAAACGCGGCACGGUCUCAUGCUUGUCGGACCAAGUGGCACAGGUAAAACGUCCUGCUGGAAGACGUUACUCCGUGUAAUGGCCCGCCUGAGCACUCAGGAGGGUCACAACGACUUUGAUGAGGGUGACCUUGCCAGCCCCUCAAGGAGAAGUCGAGGGAGGCCCCUUGAAGCGCAUGCAUAUGUGAUUGAUCCCAAAGCCAUGACAAAAGCAGAGCUAUUUGGUGUGUUUGAGGCAACCACACGCGAAUGGAAGGACGGUAUCUUCACUGACAUUUUACGACGUAUUGUGAAUAAUUCACUUGAUACUAACAGUACACAGCAGCAACAUUGGAUUAUAUUUGACGGCGAUGUAGACCCGCUAUGGGUGGAGAAUCUCAACUCUCUUCUUGACGAUUCCAAGAUAUAUACGUUACCCAAUGGUGAGCGCUUGAGUCUUCCGCCGUCCGUUCGCAUUGUGUUUGAAGUGCAGGAUUUGAGGUAUGCAACGCCAGCGACCGUUUCGCGAUGUGGAAUGGUGUGGUUUAGUCAUGGUACGGUACCGGUGUCAUGCUUGCUGAAUCGUCAUCUCACUACCUUCCUUCGUGCCCCGAUGAUUGACAAACGGGGUGGAAAGCGCAUCGUUGAGGUGUGUGACGAUCACGAGGAAAUGCAAUCGCGGUUAUGUGGAGGACACUUCACUCUGCACCGUGCCGCAGCCUCUUCUGGAACAACGACGUUAGCAUCGACCCAAAGGGAGCUCACCACCUCCGAUGGAGAUGUACGCACUUCGAGAGAAAACAAUAAGGCGCACGACUCGUUGACAGAAGAUGCAUUGAACCGUUCUGCACGGAAUAGCGAAAACGUUCCCGAAUCCCCGCCCCCACGGACCCCACAUUCCUUCGUCAGUGCGGAGCGAGAUAUACUGGAGUUGCAGGUGUUUAUGGUAGGUGUGUGGACCACAGCGUUUGCGAAAGGGGGACUGCUGGAGCGUGCUUUCGAGAUUAUUCACACUGAACGUUACCGGGGGCAAGGUAUUAUGGAGCACAAUGACCUUCAAAUACUACGUAGCGUUCAAUCCCUACUGUUGGAUGGAAUAUGGAGUAUGUGGCAGGUGCGUGAGAAGUGGGGAGCGCUACCUACAGAGCGCGUCGUGAGGAGCUACGCGGAAAAGCUUCUUAACUACGCGGUAUUUUGGGGUUUUGGUGCAGCACUUAACAACGAAUUGCGAAGGCAGCUGCUGGAUGAUAUCGGUUUUCAGCUUUUAGGUCAACCCAGGGACCUCACCUUGAUGGAUGUCGAGCCGGAUCCCGUCCACGGCACGUGGCGCACUACUCGGGAGCGGGUGCAGCCCGUUGAUGUGGACCCAGAGGAUGUUGGCUUCAGUGAUGUGAUUAUUCCAACGGUGGAUGCAUGCCGCAACAGAACCUUGCUAGAGGCGUGGAUUACUGGGGGUGACGCGGUUAUUCUCUGCGGACCGCCGGGAUCAGGGAAAACGAUUCUGGUUACCUCAUUACUACGUGACUCAUUCACACACGAGUCGGUGUUUCUGAAUUUUUCCAGCGGUACACGGCCUGAAAACAUCAUACGCGCUCUGGAGCAGUAUUGCAGUGUCCACAACCAUGCUGUGCACGGGCCGAUAAUGACACCAACAAGUGGCAAAAGGUUGCUACUGUUCUGCGACGAGGUAAACCUACCCGCGCUAGAUCAAUACGGCACACAGCCUGUGGUGCAGUUCCUUCGACAGCUUGUUGAGCGCAAGGGAUACUAUCGCAGUCGUGACAAUGUAUGGGUAACAGUUGAAGGUGUCCAGGUUAUUGGUGCAUGUAACCCUCCGACGGACAAGGGUCGAGUUUCUUUGUCUCAUAGGUUUCUUCGCUGGGCGCCGGUGCUGUUUGUAGAUUUCCCAACUGAGGAAAGCCUACAUGUUAUCUACAGUUCGUACUGCCGGGCUAUGCUUUCUUUCAGUAGUCGUCUCCAGCGGUACCACCCCAAAUGUUUGGCAGCGGCCAUGGUUGAUGUUUACACCGCCUCACAAAGCCGCUUUAAUACGUGGCAGCAGCCACAUUAUGUUUACUCGCCCCGUGAGCUAACCCGAUGGAUACGUGCACUGCGAGGAGCCAUACUAAGCUGGAGUGACCAGCAGAGAUGUGAGCUCACAGUGGAAGAACUUGUGCAACUUGCCAUACAUGAGGGGCUGCGCAUCUUUCAAGAUCGACUUGUGCAAAAUGAAGAGCGAGAGUGGGCACACCGCAAGGUUGUGGAGUGCUUCGCAAGGCACUUUACAGAUGUCACCAGCAGUCCCGCCCAGCCGCCACUGUUGUUUUCUUCAAUUGUUAAUGGUGUCUACAUGAAACAAACAAAGAGUGAACUUGUUCAGUACGUUGAGGAGAAAGUGCGCACCUUUUGCGAAGGGGAAGGGGAUACCGAACUUGUCGUGUUAGACACCAUGGUUGACCAUGUGGUGCGUAUUGACCGUGUGCUUCGUCAACCGUCGGGUCAUAUGGUGCUUGUGGGGGCUUCUGGUGUGGGCAAAACAAUUAUUACACGCUUAGUUGCAUGGAUGAAUGGGAUGUCGGUGUUUCGCAUCGACGUGAACCGUGGUUACCAACUGGCGGACUACGAGCGUGACCUCCGCGAGGUACUCCGUCGCGCCGGUUGCGGACUGGAGCGUAUCUGCUUUAUAUUCGAUGAUAGCAACGCAAUGGAAACAGGCUUUCUCGAGUAUAUUAAUGCACUUCUGCCUUCCGGUGAGAUUCCUGGUUUGUUUGAUGGCGAUAAGUGGGCAAAACUCAUGGACGAUAUUCGUGCGAGUGUUGAGGAGCAACAGUCGCUCAAAGCUACUAGCGGGACCACCCAACACCUGCCCCGCGUUUUGCAGCACCACCAACACGAGCGAGAAGGAAACGAACUUCACAAUUCUGCGCGUACGUCACUCUUCGACAGGAGCUCAACUAUGAACCGAAGGGAUUUUGGCGCACCCAUGACCGGUGGAGGAUAUGACUUCGACCGUCAUCCACUCCUGUUAAAUGAAACAGCAGGUCCUAUGCUGACUAGCGACUACAUCGACAUUACAUCAGAGCAGGUGCUUUACCGCUGGUUUGUUAACAACGUUCGGCGGAAUUUACACGUUGUGUUCGUUACUGACCCGUCGACAAAAGAGUUUGCCGACCGUGUCGUGACAAGCCCUGCUCUCUUCAACCGGUGCACCAUUAACUGGUUGGGGGAGUGGGACCGGACGACUCGGGCGCAGUUGGCGCAGAAGCUCACACAAAACAUGGAUGUAAUGUUUUCUUGUCGUGAAUCAUUCUCAGGUUCAGAGGACACGUCACGGAAGGCGCUUACGGAAGCACUCAGUGCCAUUCAUGAGGCUACAGAGGAAGUGAACUCCACUGCUCGGCAACGGAACGCAAACUCAGGCACCUUCAUAACUCCACGUCACUUUAGCGACCUUCUACAGCAGCUGAAGUUACUCUACGAAGAAAAGAAAGGGCGUUCCAUGGAGCAACUUACCCACCUGCGAAGUGGUCUUGCCAAGUUGGCCACUACAUCAGAAGAGGUCGGGCAGCAGCAAACUCAGCUGCGUGAACACGAAGUUUUGUUAGAUGAAAGAAGUGCGAAGGCUCAAGCAAUGCUGGAGCGCAUCGUGAGCGAAACGGAAAGAACGAAACAAGAAAAGCAAGAGGCUGAGCAGCUGCGACAGCAACUGAAGGAAGAAGAGGACCUCAUCCUCGCCGACAGGGCGCGUGUGGAGCAGCAGCUAUCGGAGGCGGCACCUGCACUACGCGAAGCCGAGGAGGGAUUGAACAGCAUCAAACAAGAGUAUCUACGUGAAAUGCGUGCAUACACAACGCCACCAACCAUGGUUAAACGCGUGUUGGAGACGGUACUUGUUGUAAUGGGCGAAAGGCGCGCGGGUGAAUGGGACGUCAUAAAACACUACGUUCGUCGUGAUGAUUUCAUUGCCAGCGUGAAGGCGUUCCAGGCACGUGAUGUCACCGAAGAAGCCGUCCAAACCGUACGUGGAAUGCUGCAGGAAGAUGGCUUCACAUACGAGGCAGCGAUGCGAGCAUCAAAGGCCGCCGGACCGUUGCUCCAGUGGGUAACUGCACAAAUUAAUUACGCCAUCGUGUAUGCUGCCGUGCAACCGCUGCGGAGUCGCAUCGAUCAAAUUACUAUUACGCAAGGCGCGAAGCAAGCGCAGUUGGAGCGGACGGAAACGGAGAUUAGCACCCUUGAAAUGUCCUUGCAGCAACUCAAGGAGGAUUACCAGUCGAUGGCGGAGGAGAUCGCCACUUGCAAGAGCACGAUGGGUGUAAUCGCUUCACGCUGUGACCGAGCGACCAAGCUUUUGCAACAACUUUUGGAAGAGCGGGACCGCUGGGGUGCGGAGUCGCUUGGCUUCGACUCCGAAGUUAGUGUUCUCUUAGGCAAUUGCAUUCUUGCAGCCGCGUCUUUGACGUACUUUGGCUACUUUGACGAAUACACACGACAGUCACUGCUACUUCCUGUCUGGGUACAGCAGUUAAAGAAUUUUAAAAUUCGCUGUACGGAAGAGCAUUCCAGUGGCUUUGUGGAUUACCUUGUGACACCGAGUCAGAGACUUGAAUGGGAGCAGCAGGGUCUUCCAAAAGACAAUCUCUGUGCGGAAAACGCAAUGAUUCUUCACCGUAGUCGACGAUACCCCCUACUCAUUGACCCCAGCGGGGUUGCCACCGCAUUUCUGCAGAAGAAACACAAAGAUGGAACGAUGCGUACCACAAGUUUCACGAAGAGCGAUUAUCUCAAGCAAUUGGACAUGGCCAUCCGGUUCGGUUACGCACUUAUCAUAGAAGACGCGGAGUUCAUGGACCCCAUUAUUGGACCACUUCUAAAGAACGAGAUGCGACGUGUGGGAGGGCGCACGAUGACGCGACUUGGUGGCCGUGAGGUGGAAACUACUUCUUCCUUUAGUUUGAUUCUCAUCACGCGUGAUUCGCACUAUCAACCACCUCCCGGAAUAGCAGGAAGGGUCUGCCUUGUUAAUUUUGCCGUGACACUGUCUUCGCUUGAGUCACAGUGCCGUCAUCGGUUGCUGCUUCACGAACGGGCGGAUGUCGAUGAGCAGCGCGCCCGCGUCCUGAAGGUUCGGGAGGAGUAUUCUGUUCGUGUGCGGGUGUUAGAACAGGAACUGCUCAAGCUGAUUGCGGGAAGUGAAGGAAGUAUUCUUGAGAAUAAUACACUGACUGUUGCACUGGAGCGGCUGAAGGGGGAGACAAAGGCGUUGAAGGAGGGGAUUGUAGAGAGUGAUGAAUUGAUGCGAUCCAUUACCGCUGUUGAAGAACAUUACAAGCCACUUGCAACAGCAGUGUCAAAAGUUUACUUUGUUCUACGCUGCUUCUCCCAGUUGCAUGGAUUGUAUCAGUACAGUGUGAAGUUCAUCUUCCGCGUAUUGAAUGACGCCCUUGACCAGCUACCCCCGCCUAGCAAUUCCAACGGCGCGCAGCAGGAAGAAGCGCCCGCGGAAAAAAAAGAGGAGGAUGCAGCGCGACUGCAAGUACUCACGAGACAUGUGUUUUAUCUUCUAUAUCACCGCGCGCGGCGGGGCAUGUUCGCGCAGGAUCAUCUUGUUCUUGCCACCGCCCUGGGUAAGGCGCGUAGUGGCAUCGCCGAUCCCAUCGGGCAACAACUAACUAUUGAAGAGUGGAAUCUCUUCGAAAGUGCGUUAGGCGGGCCGGUGGCAAGCACAGGCGUGUCAAUACCAGCUGAAAGUAUAAAAGGUGCUGACAGGCUUGACCAACUCCCCAAGAUACUGUCUGGGUGCCGUGUGUGCUCGCCGUCUUCAGCCGCGGUUCUCGCGGAGCUGCUGAAGCUACCACUGUUUGAGCAAGUGCGGGUUUCACUGAAUAACCCGGAGCAUGGGGAGGCAUGGAGAGCAUACUUUGCAGCGGUGGAGCCCUACGCCGAGACGAUACCUCCCUUUUCCCGAAAAGUCAAGAAUUUCAGUGCCGAUGACGCCAAUUGCAGCAGUGUAGGUGGAAGCCAUGCUGUGGGGCCCACACGCCGUGCGUUUAUAACGGCUUUGCUACUUCUGCACACCCGCCGUGACGCUUUUGUGCCCGCUGCCUCAGAGUUCCUACGACUCUUUUUUGAUGGUGCAGACGUGGCAGUGGGAGACGGGCGUGGCAACUGUGGGGAAAGCGGUUAUCGUGCUAUCGCUGGCCAUGACGGUGCUAAAGGUGGCAUGGGCGACUUUGAUUCCUUCUUUUCGGCGGAAGUUCUUGAUCUUGUUGCAAUUCAGAAGGAGUUGACUAACACAACCCCACUCAUAUUAGUGGCGAAUGCGGGGAGUGACCCAACGGUGUCGCUGGAGGCAGUGGCGAGUGCAAUGAAUGUUCAACUACAUACUGCCGUUAUGGGCUCUGCAGACAGUACCGAAGCAGCUGAACGGUUCCUCACGACAGCAACGGUGGAUGGUGCAUGGGUACUACUAAAGAAUAUUCACAUUGACCGCGCCUUCGCCGACGUUGUUGUGAGGCACUUGCAUCGCGUUUUUGCCGGGGAUCAGGUACAUGAGGGCUUCCGCCUCAUUUUAUCCAUGGAGGCGAAGGCACAGCAUGUGGUUGGCAACCUUGGGGAGAGAGGUUGUGGUGGAGACGUAAUAAAUGCACGGUCCCCGCUCGACCUUCCUGUCAGUUUGGUGGAGUCAUCAAUCGUUGUGGUGUACGAACCACCUCCAGGUAUGAAGGCUUCUCUUCUUCAAACUAUUGGAUCUCUGAGGGCCCCAACCCAACAAGCUCCUUAUUCUGCCGACAUGGUGCGCAUUUAUCUUACUGCUGCUUGGUUUCACGCAGUGGUUAUGGAACGGCUCCUAUAUGUUCCACUGGGUUGGAGCACGCGCUAUGAAAUCAACGACACGGAAUUCUGGCACACAUUGCAAGCCGUCAACCGUUGGGUGAUGACGACGGAGAGCACCUCUGGAGGAAACACUGUUGGUGAUAUUGAGGGAAAUCAAGUCUGUAGCGCUAACCGCGAGCAUUUCCCAUGGUUAGCCCUUCAAACCAUAAUCGGCACGGCUCUCUACGGCGGUAAAUUGAGCAACGACUUUGACCAAUUUCUUCUAAAUUCGUUCUGCACGCAGCUGUUUAGCCCCAUUAUUUUUGAGGACGACAAGUUUUUCGCAUUGCUGGAGGGCCUAUGCGUAAAUCAGAAGCUUCGACUCCCUUCCAUGGACACAUUGAAUGACGUUUUGGCGUGGGUAAAGUCCCUGCCGGACCCGCAGCCGCUUCGUUGGGCACGGUUGCCGGCAAGCGCCUCGCGGUUAAUGUUAGAAAAGCAGGCGGUUGCUAUGUUGGAACGGCUUGCGAUUCUGCGAUUUGUUGGUGAGAAAGAACAUAGUGGCCGCAGCAUUGUUGACGGUUGCGCCGCCUACUCGGAGGAGUCAACCAUACCGCGCUGUCUAACCGAAAUGCAGUGGGCGCAGAAGGUUCGGCUGUUUUGUUCCUCAUGGCGCUCCUCGCUAGAACGACUUGUUCCCGCAGGACAGGUCGUGUCGGCACAAUCAGCAGAAACGCCGUCAGGGGGGAGGAGCAGCGGAGCAGAACGGUGUAAAGAGGAGCCUGUUUCGGUAAUGGUCGACAGGGAAUAUGCCUUUGCAAUGGAACGCCUUCAUGAGGUUCUUGAUGACCUACAGGUGGUAGAAAACAUUUGCUGCGGAACAGGUAAACCAACGGCAGAUCAGCGUGCUCUCAUCGACUGGCUGUUAAAGGACCAAAUCCCGCCGAUGUGGGCACGGUCCUAUUCUUCUCACACAGCAGUGGCAGAACAGUGGAUGAUAGAUUUUGCGCGUCGGGUUUCUCAUGCUUUAUAUCUACGCGGGGCCAUACAGAGGGAGUCGGGUGGCGCUGUAUGCCUCAACCUCGGUCUUCUUUUCUGGCCUGAGGCCUUCGUUACUACAACGAAGCAGCAGACAGCCCGCAGACAGAGUCAGCCAUUGGAGCAACUGCAAAUUCAACUUGACCUCAUGCCGGAGGAAGAUGUGCGAGCACGAGCUGCUAAAGUUGUAAAGGAGGAUGAUGUCUGGCAUAUUGUGGGUCUGACGCUAUUUUCAGCCUCCCUCAAGAAGUGUGACACGGCUAGUGGUGGUGCCGGCUAUACGUGUGUAUUACUGCCUGACUCAUCCACGGCACCUUCAACGCCUGUUGGGGCGGUGAUGAGGUGGAGGCCGGUUGUGUUGUCGAGAACCACCACCGCACCAGACGCUGGUUGCUGUAUGGCCCCUGCAGCAAAAUCAUCGGUUCUGACACGGCUAGCCUCGCGUGAUAAGAAUUCUAAUUGCCUCAUUGUACCACUAUACGCGAGCGAUCUACGCAGAGCACUGCUGCAAGUUGUGGAACUGAGGGUGGACAUUAAAAACACGCCAAUGCACGCAUGGUAUGAACGGGGGACAUGCCUUGUAGCCUGGUCGAUGGAAGCCUACUAG
Molecule: messenger RNA, 15873 nt
Organism: Trypanosoma brucei brucei TREU927
Lineage: Eukaryota; Euglenozoa; Kinetoplastea; Trypanosomatida; Trypanosomatidae
Product: dynein heavy chain, cytosolic, putative
Exons: 1
Coding region: 1-15873 (5290 amino acids)
Biological process (GO): nuclear migration; establishment of spindle localization; mitotic cell cycle
Cellular component (GO): cytoplasmic dynein complex; cell cortex; cytoplasmic microtubule
Molecular function (GO): dynein light intermediate chain binding; ATP binding; minus-end-directed microtubule motor activity
Source: RefSeq, a predicted model, not a curated record